This is a messenger RNA of Macrosiphum euphorbiae (potato aphid), 243 nucleotides long. Lineage: Eukaryota; Metazoa; Arthropoda; Insecta; Hemiptera; Aphididae. The record is from the annotation of a GenBank genome assembly.
AUGAGUGCCGCAUGCCACAAGUUUAUGGAAAAUGACGUCACAUGUGCAGGACCCAGAAAGGCGGCUGGACGUCAACAGUGGCUGUGCAAAUCCAUGUCGCCGGGACGACUACAAGACGCAGAGCGUGAGAUGGCACCUGGCCAAGGAGCUCGGCUGCUCCGGCUGCACCAAACCCGAAACGUCCUGCUUGGUCACCGAGGACACAAAUACUUGCCCCCCGGGCCGAGCAGCCACCCCGAAUAA